GCCGCCAGUCGGAAGCAGGUGUUCAACAUGGCGAUCUCGGGACUUGGAUCUCACUCUAUUUCACUCUUUUUCUACGUGGUUUUCGCAACGUUGCUGCAUAAAGCGCAGGGUCAGAACCUGGUGACGAAUAACGUCUCGGUGGUCGAGGGCGAGACGGCCAUCAUCAGCUGCCGAGUGAAAAACAACGACGACUCCGUCAUCCAACUGCUCAACCCCAACCGACAGACCAUCUACUUCAGAGACGUUAGACCCUUGAAGGACAGUCGGUUUCAGCUGGUUAACUUCUCAGACAACGAGCUGCUGGUGUCGUUGUCCAACGUGUCACUCUCGGAUGAGGGACGGUACGUGUGCCAGCUCUACACGGAUCCCCCGCAAGAAGCCUAUGCAGACAUCACUGUGCUGGUUCCACCAGGCAACCCAAUCUUAGAGUCCCGCGAGGAAAUCGUGAGUGAGGGGAAUGAGACCGAGAUAACCUGCACCGCCAUGGGCAGCAAACCUGCUUCCACCAUCAAAUGGAUGAAAGGAGACCAACCACUGCAAGGUGAGGCGACUAUCGAGGAGUUAUACGACAGGAUGUUCACUGUCACCAGCCGGCUCAGGCUCACCGUCUCCAAGGAGGACGAUGGAGUGGCCGUCAUCUGCAUCAUUGACCACCCAGCCGUGAAGGACUUCCAGGCCCAGAAAUACCUGGAAGUGCAGUAUAAACCAGAAGUGCAGAUUGUAGUGGAAUUCCCAGAGGGUUUGACCAGAGAAGGGGAAAAUCUUGAGCUGACAUGCAAAGCUAAAGGAAAACCGCAGCCUCAUCAAAUUAACUGGCUCAAAGUGGAUGAUGAUUUCCCCUCCCACGCCGUGAUUACUGGCACUGAUCUCUUCAUCGAAAACCUUAACAAGUCCUUCAACGGAACGUACCGCUGUGUGGCAUCUAACUUAGUGGGAGAAGCCUAUGAUGAUUACAUCCUUUAUGUAUAUGAUGUUCUCACCACAACCCCCUCACCCACCACUACCACCAUCAACGCUUUCCAAGAUUCAAGAGCAGAUGGAGCGCCACAGAAAAUUGAUCACGCCGUCAUCGGCGGCAUUGUCGCUGUGUUUGUGUUCGCCAUGCUUUGUCUCCUGAUUGUUCUCGGACGAUAUUUUGCAAGACACAAAGGUACCUACUUUACUCACGAAGCCAAAGGAGCAGACGACGCCGCGGACGCCGACACUGCCAUCAUCAACGCAGAGGGUGGACACAACAAUUCGGAUGACAAGAAGGAGUACUACAUUUAACUGACUAGACCUGUUUGCUUCCUGUGCUGAACAGCAAACUGUGGACUGCUGGGUUGGGAGGUAGGAGUUGUGGGAUUCAAUCAGGCUGGAUUCACACCUGUGCAGCUGAAGAGACUGUGAGGAGAAGGUGCUGCCAUCGAGACGGACGGGGUGUGGGAUGGCAGAGCACGAGGAGAGCUCAAUUUAGACCGCUUCACCAUCCAACACCUCCUGCUGGGGCCGGUUUUGUUCAGUUUAAACAUUUGCUAAGAAUUUUGUGCCUUGUUCUGUUCUUACUGAAGUUCCCACUUUCAUCAGGACACCCACAAGCUACUGUCUCUCGAACAGUUCAAACCCGAGGUUAUUUUAUUUUCGUUUCAUUUUGGUUUUAAUUGCCAGCACAUCUUAACGCUCUCUCUCAUGCCGUUCUGUCUGCAGGUCUGAAAGAAAGCCAGAUUCGGUCACAGAAUAAUCAAUUGGGUUGUUUUCAUGGAUUGAUUCCAAGUAAUUUAUUUGGCAAAUUGCCUGUUGCUCUCCUUAGUCCCUCAAAGAAUGACUUAAAGAAGAUAGAAACCACUUUUGUUGCAGUAUUGUGUUGUUGCAUUAUUUAUUAGAUAUACUGUAUUUGAUUAUAAUCGGCUUGUGUUGAUAUUAGGGCUGUCAAUUGAACACAUUACUUCAAUGCGAUUAAAUAUUUAAAAAAUGACGUUAAGUCAAUAAUGCCCCUGAUCCAUAUGUAAAUUUUGUCAAUGACAUUACAUAUUUUUGUCCAAUCUAUUUAUUUAUUCAAAUUAUUAUUAUUA
Molecule: messenger RNA, 2051 nt
Organism: Sinocyclocheilus anshuiensis
Lineage: Eukaryota; Metazoa; Chordata; Actinopteri; Cypriniformes; Cyprinidae
Product: cell adhesion molecule 1-like
Exons: 10
Coding region: 28-1269 (413 amino acids)
Biological process (GO): detection of stimulus; cell recognition; susceptibility to natural killer cell mediated cytotoxicity
Cellular component (GO): plasma membrane; synapse; neuron projection
Molecular function (GO): signaling receptor binding
Source: RefSeq, a predicted model, not a curated record